Molecule: messenger RNA, 507 nt
Organism: Arabidopsis thaliana (thale cress)
Lineage: Eukaryota; Viridiplantae; Streptophyta; Magnoliopsida; Brassicales; Brassicaceae
Product: S-locus glycoprotein family protein
Exons: 3
Coding region: 1-507 (168 amino acids)
Source: RefSeq, marked reviewed
AUGGAUUGGAAUGAGAGAAAUGCUAGAAUUGACCGUAGUUUUAAAGGCUUCAAGCCAAAGAACCCAGCCAAAUGGAAUGAGAAAGAUCGCCCAGGUGGUUGUGUUAGGAACACCCAUCUUAACUGUAAGACGGACGAGUUUUUGAAGCUUUCCAUGCUGAAACUUCCUAGAAGCGGUUCAGCAAUUUCAAUCAAGGGAAUGUGGUUCGACCCUUGUCGAGACUACUGCUUGAAGAACUGCAAAUGUCAAGCUUUUGCAUUACCAGUAGGUCCGGCAACUUUGAGAAACAGUUCAGGUGGAACCAAGCAGCUCAGGAUUGGGAUCGGUUAUGGUCAAUGCCAGAGGAGGUAUGUGAUGAAUUACUCUGAGUGUGGAAGCAACGCGUAUUGCAAUCCGAUUACAAAUCUCAUAUGCAACUACUUUAAAGGCUUCAAGCCAAAGAACCCAGCCAAAUGGAAUGAGAAAGAUCGUCGGGGUGGUUGUGUUAGGGACACCCGUCUUAACUGA